Australozyma saopauloensis is the source of this 1254-nucleotide messenger RNA. RefSeq names its product guanine nucleotide-binding protein subunit alpha (gene CAG1). The transcript has a single exon. Gene Ontology annotation, cellular component: heterotrimeric G-protein complex. The record is from RefSeq and is a predicted model, not a curated record. Gene Ontology annotation, biological process: G protein-coupled receptor signaling pathway. The coding region runs from base 1 to 1254 and encodes 417 amino acids. Gene Ontology annotation, molecular function: G protein-coupled receptor binding; guanyl nucleotide binding; GTPase activity. Lineage: Eukaryota; Fungi; Ascomycota; Pichiomycetes; Serinales; Metschnikowiaceae.
AUGGGAUGUUCAGCUAGCGUCAUGACGGAAGAGGAAACUCGCUAUCAAUUGCAAAAACAGAAGUCGCUUGCAAUAGAUAGAGCUCUUCUCCAGAAGAAAAAGGAGGAAGCAAACCUGAUCCGAAUUUUUCUCUUGGGUGCUGGAGAUUCUGGAAAGUCCACCGUAUUGAAGCAAAUGAGACUUUUGCACAAUGACUCUUUUACUGACAUGGAGCGCUGUCACUAUACUCACAUCUUAUGGAUGGAUAUGAUCGAAUCCAUGAGGAUGCUUAUUUUCAAUGCUCGGAAGUACAAAAUUCCGUUGGAAUGCGACAGGCCCAAUUCACCUCUUAUUCCAUUCAAACGCAUUAUUGUCGAAACAGAAAGACGUUUUGCUGAGGAGCCAGACGACGAUGACAAUGAUUUGGGGGACUACGCUGUUGGGUACUUCAGCCAGGCCAAACCAAGGCCAAAAAGGAAAGAUACAACUGACUUGGAUGUCACCCUGUUGAUCAGUGACUCAGACUACGAAGAGGAGAAGAUCGAGCCUGUGGGCCGCAGACACUCCAGGGAAGAUAUUGCAGAGGCCAUUCACCAGCUUUGGAACAACGACAGAGGAAUCAAAAAAUGUUACGAACAAAGAAACCGUUUUCAAUUGGAAACUUCAGCACUGUACUAUUUCGAAAUCGUUCACAAAUUGAAGAAUAGAAUGUAUCGUUGCACUGACAAAGACAUCUUGAUGGGUAGAAUCAAGACUACUGGUAUUUCUGAGCACCAGUUUAAAGUCAAGGGUUCGGUGUUAAAACUUCUUGAUGCAGGUGGACAGCGUUCCGAGCGCAAAAAAUGGAUCCACCAUUUCCAGCAUGUAAAUGCGAUCAUUUUUGUUGUAGCGGUUCUGGAGUAUGACCAGACUUUGUAUGAAGACGGAAGGGUGAGCCGUAUGGAAGAGUCUUUGUCAUUGUUUGAUACAAUUUGCAAUUCUCGGUGGUUCUCGAACACACCGUUCAUUCUUUUCUUGAAUAAAGUCGAUCUUCUUGAGGAGAAGUUGCAUAAAUCUCUUAUUACAGAUUACUGUCCAAAUUACAAGAAGGAUCCGCUAGAUGUGGAGCUGGUUUUGGACUACUUCGAGAAGACGAUUUUGAGUUUGAAUCGCUACGCCAAACCGAUUUAUGUCCAUCGUACCUGUGCAACUGACACUGCAGCUAUGAAAUUCGUAUUGAAUGCUGUCACCGAUAUGAUGAUUUCGCAACAGCUCACCAAGAGUGGACUUAUGUAA